This is a messenger RNA of Lethenteron reissneri (Far Eastern brook lamprey), 7052 nucleotides long. RefSeq names its product stromal interaction molecule 1-like. The record is from RefSeq and is a predicted model, not a curated record. Gene Ontology annotation, molecular function: calcium channel regulator activity; protein binding; calcium ion binding. Gene Ontology annotation, cellular component: endoplasmic reticulum; plasma membrane. NCBI's taxonomy places the organism in Eukaryota, Metazoa, Chordata, Hyperoartia, Petromyzontiformes, Petromyzontidae. Gene Ontology annotation, biological process: intracellular calcium ion homeostasis; store-operated calcium entry; activation of store-operated calcium channel activity.
CUUGGGUUUCUCUGUUGGCGGCGGCAUUCGCUGUCAUGUUCGCGUGGACUUGAUCUCCCUCGCAGUUGAGUUUCUAAGCCCCAGAGUUCCAUCAGGCGCCAUUACCUGGUCUUGCCGCCUGUUGUGCCCGUGUCAGUGGACGUACGGGUCUUCAUGACGAGCUGAACUCUGCUGGACUGCGGUUUCUAGACCGGGGCGAGUUUGGAGUCUGAAGAUCUGGGUUCGACAUGGAUAUGCGGGAGGCAGCGCUGACGUGUCUCUUAUUGAUGCUGGCAUUGGGCUGUGCUGGGAAACGGAGUGAAGACAAGUGUCCUCUGCCCGGAUGCAAUGUGGACCCCGCAACACAACUGAGCUUCGAUGCCGUGAGCUCGAUCCACGCGCGCAUGGACGAUGAUGACGACGGCACCAUUGACACGAGGGAGAGCGACGGCUUCCUGCGUGAGGACAUGGAGUACAGCGACCCGGCCACACAACAUCGUCGCUUCCACGGCGGAGACCAGACAAUAACGCUUAAAGAGAUGUGGGCAGCCUGGCUUGCAUCUGAUGUUUACAAUUGGACAGUGCAGGAUGUGGCACUGUGGCUGGAGACCAUGGUGGAGCUGCCCCAGUACCUGGAAAACUUCCUCGAGAACAACAUCGACGGGCCGAGUCUCCCCAGGUUGGCCAUCACCAACCACACAUUCAUGACCACCAUUCUGAAAAUCCCGGAGAGGAGCCACCGACACAAACUGCAGCUCAAGGCCCUGGAUGUGGUGCUGUUCGGGGCACCACUGUCGGCCCAGCGGAGCCGCGUGAAGGAUGUGGCUUUGGCUGUAGCGGUGGUGGCAGCUGUGACGGGCUGCUGGCUGGCACUGGUGCAGCGUCGUCGUGCCCUGGAGCACGUUGCUCGCGUUACUACCGAGCUUGACAGCCUUCAAAGGGCAGAACAGAGUCUGCUCGACAUGCAGGCCAGGCUUCUGAAGGCCCAGGAGGAGCAGCGCCAGGCAGAGGAGGAAAAGCAGAACCUGGAGAUGCGGCUGCAUCAGGAAGCGACCAAGCGAGCACAAGAGUGCUCUGCCCAGCCCGCGGAUGAGCACGAGUUGAAGGGGCAGGGCGAGUGGUCGUUGGGCGAGUGGGCGGUGGACGAGCGGGCGGGAGGCGAGUGGGUGGCGGGUGAGCGGGUGGAGUAUGAGCCGAGCGUACUGCAGGCGUGGCUGCAGCUCACGCAUGAGAUGGAGGUGGUGCACCAUGCGACGGCUCGUUCUCAUGCUGAACGCCAGCUCUCAGUCGCCCGUGACAUGGCCGAGAAGGUACAGCGAAAGCGCAGCUCAGUGCUGGGCGCAUUCUACAUCGCUCACAGCGCCUCCCUCGACGAGGUCGAUCACAAGAUCCUCACUGCUAAGCAGGCGCUGUAUGACGUGACCAACAGCCUGCGUGAGCGGCUCCAUCGCUGGCAGGAAAUAGAGAGAGUGUGCGGCUUCAAUAUUGUCCAGAACCCAGGCCUCAACUCCCUGCAGGCCCGCCUGAUAGAGGGGCGCCAGGGAGACGACGAAAUCCCAGCCUCGGCCUCCAUGCCUGUCUUAUCCUCGCGCCCAUCCUCGUCUUCCUUGUCUCUCUCAUCAUCCCAGUCGGCUAAUCAACUCCCCUCCAAGAGUCACGUGACCCGCUCGGUGGCCAAUGAUAUGGCUCCUGCGGCACUGCGAGCACGUUUUGCCCACCUUCCGCAAUCCGAUUGGUCAAGGACCGUGUCACAUGACCCUCUCCCUUUGGCGGGGCAUCUCCACAAGCCCAAAGUGGCUUUCACUGCAGGCUACGUGCGGCAGGGAACCAGCAUGGAGUCACUGGGCUCCAUAUCAUCUGCCCCCCUAGGCUGCACCUCCCAAUCACCGACAGGACAGGUCCCAUCGGGUCCUGGCCACACUCCUUCGGGCCCCGAAGACUCGAGUGAGAGCGACACCAGUGGCGGUGGUACCAGUGGAAGUCUGGGAAGGGGAGGGGCGAGCAGUCCAGGCAGCCAUGUGAUGAGGUCUUCGCCCACUGCGGCUGCGGUUGCUGCUGGAGCUCCGGUCACCAAGAAGAGCCGUGCCUUAAAAAUCACGCGCAUCUUCAAGAAGGCGAGCAUCUGAGGCCUCUGUACCAUCGCACGUAAAUAAAUACAAAUGUAGUGUUGCUUGUUUAGGGCCUCAUUCACUUGUUGAAAGGUAUCAUUUUAAUUUUGUCACUGAUAUUUUUGUGGAAACUGCAUUUCUAUCAGCCUAUGCAUUUAUUCCUUAAUUUACAGAUUUGAACACAAUUGAUGACAUAGCUGUCACAAACCGGCAUCUAGGCUGUCGAUUGAAUAACAAAUGAAUAGAUUUUAUACAAAUAAAAACGUAUUUUAUUGACAAGGUUUACUAAGAAAGGCUGAAACCCAGUGUACAGGGUAACAACAGUGCAAACCCAAGUAUGCAUUUCCCUCCCGCUGUGUCACUGUGCUGCGUGUUGCUGUGUCAUCACACUGGCACUAUAACUCGAUCAUCUGGGCUAUUGAGGGGAGAGGGGUGGCCUGGAUAAAACAAAAAGACAGAUAAUGGAAAAGAUAUUUAAAUUAGGCUAUAACAACAUAUUUAUUGUUUACCAGCUUGUAAUGAGGAUGAAGGCGCAAAAAGUGUAGGGUGUGUUGCUAACUAAAGCAAUCGAUUUGCUUGCUGACAUGUGUUUUUGGUCACGUGGACACUGAGUCGCUGACUCUCAACAAGUGAGCCACUGCUCAUAAACCAACAAGUGCAUAUAAAGGUAUUUUAUUUCUUUUUUUGCAAGUACGGUUAGUCCGCAACCAAGAGAGACGGCCCAUGGACAAUCGAAUGGUUCACUGUAUUUGGGCAACCAAGUAGUAGUGAAAGAAUGGCUUGGUGAAGACCGGUCAGUCGGUGACAACUGUGACCGGAGGUAGGCUCAGUGCAGUCCCCCAGUCAGCACAAGAACUACUUCAUCACUGUCGUAACAUUUAUGUUUGUCACCGUUAUGGUUCAUUCAUCAUAACAGUCACUGUUAUUGCCAUGUUUCUGGUUAUUUACUGUAUGCACUAUAAUAUGUAUGCUAGGCAUGUAAUAAUGCAUUGAUUUAUUGAUUCUUAUGAACGUGGUCAUAGAAUUGUGUAUAAAAGAAUCGAUAAUUUUUUUAUCCUGUAUAUUGUCUGUGGCAGCGGAGCCGUUAACAGCACUGUGCCAUCAACCCAGUAACUAGAGUUACAUUUCUGGCCAUAGCUGCCUUCAGUGGUGAGUGAUAUCUUAACUGGUCCUGUGCCCCCCACCCUUAAUCAACCCCAGUGACUAGUGUGGUGAAUAAUAGCGAAAUUUGCCCUAUAAUUGAAAUGGCGUGUUAACGCCUCAAGCACUGGAUUGAGAAAGGGCUGAUAUUGCAUGUUAUAUGUACUAUAUUCACAUAAACCUUGCAACCACCCGAGAUCCCACAUGGACUGCGGUCAGUGGCAAAAAAAGUAUCGAUUCUUGAAUCAUUUGGCGACAAUAUUUACCUGUAAGCUCAUGAUAUGUAUGUGUGUGAAUGCUUCUUCUCCUUCUGAAAUAACCCGAGUCUACAUGUCUCAUGUAGACUCCGAGUCCAAUUAAUGUGGUUUAAUGGUUUAUUUCACAUAUGAAUAAAAAGCAUGAAACUUGAGUUGAGAAACACAAAAGGCCAUUAUAACCUCAAUUGUUGCAAUUGAGUCGAAGCAUGGAUUAACUCUUAUUUGCUGAUUGAGAGACAGUGUCUUAAAACAUCUCACGCAGUUUCUAGUUGACAAUUUACAGUAGGCUCCUACUAUCGUGGACUUCUUGUUUGCAUGAGUACAGUGGCUGAAAGUGUUAUACAAAUAAGAUGACCGUUAUAGCAGUCAUCGAAACGUACCACGUUUCACCCCAGUGCUGUUGGGAGUCCGAGGAGUUAUCGCAGAAUGUAUGCUUUUUGUUUCUUAAUGACUGUGUCAGGACCUGGCCACUUUGAGCCUCUUCAGAGAUUAAUACUUUUCAGUGCCUUUCUGUUUUGUUUAAUAACAUUGCAUGCUGUGCAACACAUUGCCACCGGUUAGUAGUGGUUGAGCUGGAAAGUAUUCCUUUUUUCAUAUCAUCGUGGUACAUUGCAUCUUUAAAUCCGCUGAAUAGCUUUUUUCCAAUGAGAAAUGUGUGAGCUCCAGCCAUUGGGGGUCCCCAUUAAAUAUGAAUGGUUUUACUUUGCUUUCGCUUUAAGUCAAAGUGCCUUAAUAUUUAUAAGCCAAAGAAUUAAACGCAUGUUUAAAAAGAGCAAUGAUUGUCGCAUGCAUUAUACAAUUCAUGCUAUAAAUCUAGACCAGUCGGCAUGUAACAAUACAUCAGUUAAUCAAUUAAUGUAAAUUAUCAUAAUGUAUAAGCAUCAACUCGCGAGUGUACGAAUACUUUUCUGCAAUUUGUAAUAUAUUUCAUGUCAAUUCUGCAGCCUUUAAGAGACUAUCGCUAAUUGUAAUGUUUAAACAACAACCAUUUAUUGAAGUAUAUAUUGACCCUCAAUUGUGACAACUUGUCUACUCACCAGUAGUUUAUGGAAGUGAAUCAUUCCACUCCUGCUAGGACAGCCUACUUGUUUGGUAUGUAGGAGGUCGUGGGUUCGAUCCCGACCCUGACACCUGUAUAUAUGGAAUUUGCAUGUUCUCCCCGUGGUGGCAUGAAUUUUUCUCCAAGUACUCCGUUUUUUCCCUCCAAACUUAGAAAAACAUGCGUUUUAGAGUAUUUUGCUGCUAGAAAUUUUGACAUUAAAAGCUAUUUCGUUGAGCUAUCAUUUGUGGCCAGGUCGCUUCUGAAAAAUAGCUACGUAGCUCAUUAGGCUUUACCUGGUAAAAUAAAAAAAGUUUAAUAGUUAUAAAAAAUAGUUUACUUCAGGUUAUAUAUAGUAGUUUGAAUUUUAAUGAUUUAUAAUUUUGGGGGAGUUUUGUCUGUAGUUGGUUAAAACGUCAUUCCCGAAGGACAAUCUGCACUAUCCAACCGAGAGUUAACGCUUUUGGUAAGAGAACUGUUGGUUGGUGAAUAUAUGGGUGAGAAGAUUGGGCAGAGAGAAACAUAUUUUUGGGAAAACUCUGCAAUAAUAUAUUCCAUCUCCUCCAGAGGGGGUGUUUCUCACCUUUGUAUUGCCAUGUGGAACCACGGGAGAGCAUUCCUGUAUUUAUGCAAGUGUCGGUACACCUUUAUUUAAACAGUCAGGACAUUCCGUUAUUCAACCAGUGAGUGCAUUCCUUUAUUUAACAAUAGUAAAACAUUCCUUUAACAAGGGGAGAAUGUUUUAAUUAUAAAAGUGGUUGAAUGCUUUACAUGGGAGUUUGCAAAGGGUUGGGGCUUGCCCCGUGACUGCUCUCUGGUAGCCCUGCACCUCACUGUGAAUCUGAUGUGCGUUAUUUUGCCUUGAUCCGAUGUGUGGUAUAUUGUUUUGGUCUGCACAUGUUUUCCCAGCUGAUGGGGAUUGUUAUUAUCAGGAGAUGGCGUCCAUUGCUUCGCAUACUUGGUAUGGGGUGUUUUGCAGAGUGUAGACCUGCUUGAGCUAUUGACGGGGUUGGCACUGGUGCUGAGUCAUGUUUGUGAACACUCUCACACUUAUACACUCACACACAAUAACACUAAUCAUCACCAUCUCAUAUGCCAACACUCAAAUAUACUUCCAAGACACACACCAUCACUCGCACUCAAAUACAUCAACACACUAACAUUCACCAGCACUUGCACAACAACACAUACACUCACACUUACGUACUUCAUCUUUCAGCCGUAUAUCUUGAAUACACCGUAAUUCACAUACACUAAACACAUACAGCAACGUUCACUAUAACUAACAUACAACACUGACGAACACAUACACCAUCACUCGCAUGCACCAACACUCAACCACACAAACCUGACAUGGCAACAGCCAACACUCACAAGUUCUACACUUACACUUCGACACCAACACUCUUAACGUACACACGUAAGAACCAACAGUCACUGAAAUAAAGACGCCAACACUCACUCACAAGCACAUGGUCACCAACGAGUAUACAUUUACCAAUGCGUGCUGUUGCCCAUCAAUACAAUAUCACCAACAUACACACACUUUCCUACAUACCAACACAUACUGGCAUUCGAUAAUUAUACACAUUCGCCCUCUCUUACUCUUAGGCUGGAUUCACACUGGAUUUUAGACGUGCGUUUAGUGGAUGUCACAUGCUUUGUGUAAAUCCAUUCAACCAUCCACAAACGUAUUAACUUUAGAGUUACUUGGUGUCACGUAGUGUGUGUUUAUCGUUUGGGCCGAUAUUUGGCCCACAUUAACAUUUGGACACUCUCCAACUAAAUAUAAAAAAAUCCUUUCAGAUUUUUUCGUUAUCCUUGGAAAGUAAUGUACAAUAGCUAAUGAUUUAAAGCUGGUUUCUUCACCAAUUAAAUUGAAUACCCAUUAGAAAUACAUUUCUCACCCAAUGCACUUAAUAACGAAGAACUCUGAAUUUGACACCAAUGUUCUGACUUAUUUUUUUUGCCCUUGAAAGCAGGGCUGCUACGAUCAUACAGCAGCCAUGGAAAUGCCCUCACUUCUGCUAUUAACAUCUCGUUGAAUUCCACUCGGUGUCCUUUAUGGGAAGCUGCUUGCCACUCCCCAACCCUGAUUGGCUACAGUUCCACUCGCUGAACUAUAAAGUUCUACUCGCGUUUAUUAAAAUGCAUUCACGUUACAGCCCGUAAUUGAUGUCGCCUCUUUUAAAUGAUUUAGAACUGCUUUUUGUGUUUAGUUUGUUGUCCUCCACUAAUUAGCACGGUUAGCUAAGUACGAUGCGAAAUAAGUUCAACAUACAUAAUAGCCAUUCGGUUUUGUGUAUGCGUUAAGCGAUCCUGUGUGAACUCAGUCAGGCACACUCCCAACAAACCUCCCAAUGGCCCCACACCCCUCACUAACAAACACCAUUGUUGCCACAAAUUGACACUUGCGCAGUUGAGCUUUCAUCACUUGUGCUGGUGGAACCUCAAAAAUGUUGGUGGUGCCUUCUGUGUACCUGCUUUUGUGCCCAUUGUCGGUUGAAAUAAAUAUAGUGCUUUAUGCCA